Messenger RNA from Thalassophryne amazonica, 2526 nucleotides. Its product is annotated as gastrula zinc finger protein XlCGF57.1-like. The transcript has 3 exons. Gene Ontology annotation, biological process: regulation of transcription by RNA polymerase II. Bases 441 to 2285 code for a protein of 614 amino acids. The record is from RefSeq and is a predicted model, not a curated record. Lineage: Eukaryota; Metazoa; Chordata; Actinopteri; Batrachoidiformes; Batrachoididae. Gene Ontology annotation, molecular function: RNA polymerase II cis-regulatory region sequence-specific DNA binding; DNA-binding transcription factor activity.
AUUUGGUUUUUCUGAGACGCGUUUGGCCCUUCUCGGCCACCGUAGAUUUCCUGUUAUGUAAAGCAGUUCUGCUAUACAUAGCUUAGCUUUGUAGUGAUAAGCGUUGUUUCGUCGUUUUUAAGUACAACGCAAAGUGAUACAAGUGAUAUAUAAAACCAUCUUAACUCUAACUGCUGGAAACAUUGUUGAAACUACGGCUAACCUCUUGAAGAACUAUUUGGACUGUUUGAAAGAGCAACAGCAGAAUACGAAGCAGACGUUCUUCGUUUAAACGAAGAACACGGAUUGAAGAGCUGGAUGCUGUUUUCGAGUCUGAAGGUCGCUUACGCUGAACAGAUCCCGAGUCACAAGAUACACCACUGGUAAUGGGGGCCGCUCGACUGCUGGGCGUCUGGCCGUAGGCGCGACCCCAUCGUGGGCCGCCUCUCCGCUGCUCAGCCAUGCAGCAGCUGUCGAUAAGUAAAGAAGACUUUCUUCUUGAGCAGCACAAGUGGAAUUUGAGCCUGGACCAGGAGGACACAAAGCCACCAAAUGUUAAAGAAGAGCAGGAUAACCUCUGGAUAAGUCACGACGAGGAGCAACUUCACCAGCUGGAGGAGACUGAUUUCACUAAAUUACCUUUUACUAUUGUCCCUGUUAAGAUUGAAAAUGAUGAUGAAAAUCCCCAGUCUUCACAGGUUUAUCAAAACCAAACCAUUGAAGGCACAGAGGGAGAUCUUGUAGCCAGCAGCACAACUGAACACAUCACAUUGAAAAUAGAAACAGAAGUACAGGACUGCCAAGGUUCACAACAUGCCAGCAGCUCAGAGCCAUACAGUCAAUUACAAGCAGGUACUGAUAGCAGGAAUUCAGACUGUUCUGAAACUGAGACUGAUGAUAGUUAUGAGUGGAAGCAGACCAGGGAACUUGAUUCAGGGUUAACCUGUCUAAAAAACAGUGAUGUAUCCGUCAGUAGUAACAAUUGUACCUUUACAACACGACAGUUUAGCUGCACUGAAUAUGGAAAAACAUUUGCUUACAAAAUUGAUUUUAAACAACACAACAGAACACUACCAAGUGAAAAACCAGUAAAUUGUCUUGGCUGUUCUGAGUGUGGUAAAAGAUGUAGAAAUGAAAGCCAUUUGAAUACCCACAUGAGAAUUCACACAGGAGAAAAACCAUUUAAUUGUCUUGAAUGUGGUAAAGCCUUUAGAGUAAAGUUCCAGCUGAACUUACACUUGAGAACUCAUACAGGAGAGAAACCAUUUGGCUGUCCUGCAUGUGGCAAAAGAUUUACCAAAAAGUACAUCCUGAACAAACACAUGAGAAUUCAUACUGGAGAGAAACCAUUUGAAUGCAUUGAGUGUGGUAAAAGAUUUAGAGAAAGGGGUCAUCUGAACAGGCAUGUCAGAGUUCACACAGGAGAGAAACCUUUUGACUGUCUUGCAUGUGGUAAAACAUUUAGAGAAAAUGACCAUCUUAACAUACACAUGAGAAUUCAUACAGAAGAAAAACCGUUUGGUUGUUCUGAGUGUUUGAAAAGAUUUGCAAAAAAGAUUGAUUUGGACAAACACAUGAGAAGUCAUACAGGAGAGAAACCAUAUAGCUGUGCUGAGUGUGAUAAAAGAUUUAAAGAAAAGUCCAAUUUGAAUGCGCACAUGAGAAUUCAUACAGGAGAGAAACCCUUUUCUUGUUCUGAGUGUGGUGAAAGAUUUAGAGUGGAAGGUACCCUGCACAACCACAUGAGGAUUCACACGGGAGAGAAACCAUUUGGCUGUUUGGAUUGUGGCAAAAGAUUUAAAGGAAAGGGGGAUCUGAACCAACACAAGAGAAUUCAUUCAGGAGAGCGACGAUUUGUCUGUUCUGAGUGUGGUAAUCGGUUUCGAGAAAAACAUAGUUUGAGCGCACACAUGACAAUUCAUACAGGACAGAAACCAUUUGCCUGUUCUGUUUGUGGUGAAAGAUUUCGAGUGGAAGGUACCCUGCACAACCAUAUCAGAAUUCAUACGGGAGAGAAGCCAUUUUGCUGUUUGGAGUGUGGUAAAACAUUUAGAGUGAAGAGCGACCUGAACAAACACAAGAGGAUUCAUACGGGAGAGAAACCAUAUGUCUGUUCUGAGUGUGGUAAAAGAUUUACACAGAAGGGAAAUUUGAACCAACACAUCAUAAUUCAUACGGGGGAGAAACCGUUUAGCUGUUCUGACUGUGGUAAAAGAUUUACACAAAAGGGCCAUCUGAACCAACACAUGACAGUUCAUACCAAAGAGAAAUCUUUAGCUCUUUUGAGCGUGGUAACGGAUUUAUAGUAAAGGACGUGUGGUCUGGGGGAUCGAGCAGCAGGAGUAACCAUAGCAUCUUUGGAUUGCUUCACCAGACAAUUUGGGGUCUAUUAUCAAGGUGCCGCUAAUCCCCAAGUUGCACCUGAUGGAUGUCCAGUUGAGCUCCUUGCAUGGCAGCAUGCUGAUUUUAGUAUGCACGUGUGUGUGUGCGUCGGUGUGUGUUUAUACAAAUGGAUGAAUGAGGCAUCAUUGUAAAGUUUUGAGCAUC